Messenger RNA from Cercospora beticola, 1694 nucleotides. RefSeq names its product cytochrome b5 reductase family protein (gene CBR1). The record is from RefSeq and is a predicted model, not a curated record. Gene Ontology annotation, molecular function: oxidoreductase activity. NCBI's taxonomy places the organism in Eukaryota, Fungi, Ascomycota, Dothideomycetes, Mycosphaerellales, Mycosphaerellaceae. Gene Ontology annotation, cellular component: endoplasmic reticulum.
ACAUUUCUGGAGAAGUGACACCAAACGUCAGAACCGACACCAACAAUCGCAACAACGCCCAGCGGUCGUGGGAGCUUCGCAAUGGCAGACAAUCCUCUGGUGCAGUAUGCGCCCAUCUUGGUCGCAGCAUUGGCCCUGCUCGGCGGUCUCUUCGUUUUCUUGACUCAAGAGAAGAAGCCCAAGUACAAGAAGGUGCUUGACCCUACCAAGUUCCAAGAGUUUCCCAUCUCGAAAAAGACUCAGAUCUCGCACAACACCGCCAUUUACCGCUUCAAGCUGCCUACCGAAGACAGCAUUCUCGGCCUGCCCAUUGGCCAGCACAUUUCCCUCGCCGCUACCCUCGAUGUCACCGAUCCCAAGACUGGCAAUGUCGAGCGCAAGGAAGUCGUUCGAUCGUACACUCCCAUCUCCAGCGAUGAACAACCCGGCUACACCGAUCUUCUCAUCAAGAGUUAUCCACAGGGCAACAUCUCGAGACACAUUGCAACGCUGAGCGUGGGCGACACCAUGAAGAUCAAGGGACCCAAGGGGGCUUUCGUCUACACACCAAACAUGUGCCGCCGCAUUGGAAUGAUUGCUGGCGGUAGCGGAAUUACUCCAAUGCUUCAGAUCGCCGAGGCCAUCAAGCGCGGAAGGAAGAACGGAGACAAGACGAUUGUCGAUCUCAUCUUUGCCAACGUGAACGAGCUGGACAUUCUUCUCCGCGAUGAUCUUGAGGCUCUGUCCAAGCAGGAAGGUUUCAAUGUCUAUUACGUGCUGAACAACCCACCUGAAAAGUGGACUGGUGGAGUUGGUUUUGUCACUGCUGAGAUCAUCAAGGAACGUCUUCCAGCUCCAGCCAAGGACAUCAAGAUUCUGAUCUGCGGUCCUCCACCUAUGGUCUCCGCCAUCAAGAAGGCAACCGAGUCGAUGGGCUACGACAAGGCACGACCAGUCAGCAAGCUCGAGGACCAAGUCUUUGCCUUCUAGAUGUCCAACACACAAGGCGCAUGACCAAGGCGUGAGAACAAGAUACAACGCUUUGAGAAUUGCGAUAUCCGGUGUACAGUUGCCCUGGCUUCUGUACAUCUACAAGGCCAGUCCAGCAGAGGACACUUGGAAGAUCUUCUAGACGCAAGGAGUCAGUGAGCAGGUUUCCUGUAUGAGUGGCAACCACAUGCACACAUCAACGGCACGUGGCGCAGCUCGAGCUAACGAUAGAGAAAGAGAAUCGUAGCGGCGUGGCAGGUGGUCUCAAGCAGAGCCAUCGAAUCAAAGUGAAACUUCCACUGGCAUGGCAACAAUCGCUGUGACCCUCUUUCAUGCUCGGUUUACAACCGCGAACUCUUCACUCCUAUGGCCUACCAAGUUCACACCUGUGUGCUGAGAGCACCAGUUACCAACCACCAGCACGAAAAGUCGAUGUCGAACGAUGAUUGAAGAGAUCGCCUCGCUUCAACGAUGCUCUCAUGCUCGCGUACAGAAUUCCCAAACCGAAUUUCUCUUUUCGAGCAACAGACGAAACGGCGUUCAGUAGCUUGGCUCUGACCACCAGCAGCAUGGAAACUUGCUUGAGGCAUGAUUACCUUCAGCCAACGACUUCCUGUAGGGCAGGACUGGGAGGCGCUAGACGUCCCACUCCACCAGCUGCUUGAGAGGCCGAUAGCUCACCCUUCUCACCAUCACGGCAAGUCUCUCAUGAGCGGUCUCUCGCC